Messenger RNA from Crotalus tigris (Tiger rattlesnake), 7044 nucleotides. RefSeq names its product zinc finger protein 91-like. Gene Ontology annotation, molecular function: RNA polymerase II cis-regulatory region sequence-specific DNA binding; DNA-binding transcription factor activity, RNA polymerase II-specific. Bases 349 to 5373 code for a protein of 1674 amino acids. The transcript has 11 exons. Lineage: Eukaryota; Metazoa; Chordata; Lepidosauria; Squamata; Viperidae. The record is from RefSeq and is a predicted model, not a curated record. Gene Ontology annotation, biological process: regulation of transcription by RNA polymerase II.
CUUUCCCGGGAAGGAGGAGGCGGCCGGGAGUGGAGGAUGGGAGGGAAUCCGGAGGGAUCCCGGGGCGGCGCGCAGCGGAUCGGCAUCCGGCGGAGGCUCCCGGCCAGAGGCGGGCAGGGAAGGAGUGGAGGCUGAACCAGGAGGAGGCACCACCGGUCAAGGGAGCCCGGCCCGGCCGGGCCGACGGCCUCGUCUAGGCUGAGAGCAGCGCCGGGCUCUCCUGCCACCGAGACAGCGGGCUGGCUGCGGGGGUGCCGGGCGGAGAGCGUCGCCCAGGAGGAGACCCUGACCGAGAGAUUCCUGCUCAGCCGGGCCCGGGAGGAGCGGCGGCGGCGGCGGGGCCAGUUGAUGAAGAUGGCCGCGGUACCUCCUGAAGGCGGAGGAGAUCUCUCUGGUUUCUCUGUGGAGCAGCUGUUGGGCUUCUCAGAGGAGGAACCAGCUCAGGUCUUGUUGCCACGGAACACAAGGUUUUCUAUAGAAGCCACUGAAACAUCUCGUCUGUCUGAUGGAGCCGCAACAGCUCAGGGAUCCGUAUCCUUUGAGGAGGUGGCUGUGAAUUUCACGGAAGAGGAAUGGGCUCUGCUGGAUUCUAGCCAGAGAGCCUUACACAGAGACGUCAUGCUGGAGAAUUCUAGGAAUGUGGCCAUUCUGGGUUUUGGGCAGGAGCAGGAGAAUUACCAGGAGCCCAACCUAGCGCUAUUCCAGUUUGAAGAAAAGAUGCUUGGAAUCAAGGGGGUACUUCAAAAAAUUUCAAAAAACUGCCUAAAGAGUGGAAGGAAGAAAUCUUCUCCUUCUGAUCACAAUAAAGUCCUUGGCCUCCCAACCCAGCAACUUCAGCAACGAGAAGAAGUUGGAAAAUAUCUUGGAUGUGACAAGACAGACAAAGCGAAAUUUGUUUUUAGUGAAUAUUAUACAUACCAGACUGAAAAGGAACAAUAUGAACAUCAAGAGUACGGGGAAAGUGUCAGCCUUAGCUCUUCUCUUGUUUUACAUCACCCAUCAUACAUCCCGGAGACACCAUAUGGAAUUAUAAAUUGUGUCGAAAAAUUCACGUUGAACAAUCAUUUUAUGUCGCAUAAAAAGGAGAACCCGUAUGAGUGUGAAAAGAGUUUUAGCCAGAAACAAUUGCUUAUUUUACCCCCAGAAAAUGCCCCAAUGGAAAAACGGUAUAAAUGUCUGGAAUGUGGAAAGACCUUCAGUCACAGAUGUAAACUUACUGUCCAUGAACGGACCCACACUGGGGAGAAACCAUAUAUAUGCCUAGUGUGUGGAAAAAAAUUCAGUCAGACGGGUCAUCUUACCAGACAUCAACGAACCCACACUGGGGAGAAACCGUAUUCAUGUCUUCACUGCGGAAGGAAGUUCAGUGGAAGUUCAAACCUUAUCAAACAUGUAAGGAGCCACACGGGGGAGAAACCAUACAAAUGUACAGAGUGUGAUAAGAGCUUCAGUCGGAAAACUACCUUUAUUUACCAUAAAAGGAUCCACACAGGAGAAAAACCAUACAAGUGUCUGGAGUGUGGAAAGUGUUUCGGGCGGAACAGUAGCCUUAUGCAACACAAAAGAACUCACACAGGGGAGAAACCGUAUCAAUGCCUGGUGUGUGGAAAGAGUUUCAAUGGCUCCUCGGAUCUUAUGUACCAUAAGAGGAUUCACACAGGGGAGAGACCGUAUAAAUGCCUGGAGUGCGGAAAGCGAUUCAGUAGGCGAAGUCGCAUUACAGCUCACAAAAGAAAGCACACAGGACAGAAACCGUAUAUAUGCCUGGUGUGCGGAAGGAGAUUCAGUCAGAGCGGUCACCUUACAAGACAUAAAAGAACUCACACUGGGGAGAAACCAUAUCCUUGCCUGAAGUGUGGAAGGAACUUCAGUGGAAGAUCUAGCCUGGUGAUACAUAUAAGAAUCCACACAGGGGAGAAGCCGUAUAAAUGUUCCGAGUGUGGGCGAUGCUUCCGUCAGAAAACGACCUUUAUUUACCAUCGAAGGAUCCACACAGGAGAAAAACCAUACAAAUGCCUGGAGUGCGGGAAGAAUUUCAGGCGAAACUGUUAUCUUAAGAAACACAAAAGAAUGCACACCGGUGAGAAACCUUACAAGUGCUUCGAGUGUGGAAAGAACUUCAGUGUUCGCUCCGAUCUGAAUUGUCACAGGAGGAUCCAUACAGGGGAGAAUAAGUGUUUGGAAUGUGGAAAGAGUUUCAAAUGCCUGAGUCAUUUUAUUUGCCAUAAAAGAAUUCAUACGAGGGAGAAACCAUUCAAAUGCUCCGAGUGUGGAAAGGGCUUCAGUCAGAAAAAUCACCUUUCACAACACACAAGAAUCCACACAAGAUGUGGAAACAACUUCACUUUCAGCAGCCAAUUUAUUUACCAUAGAAGGGUUCACACGGAGAAACCGUAUAAAUGUGUGGAGUGUGGAAAAAGUUUCAGCGCAAGCUCACAUCUCACGUAUCAUUCAAGAGUGCACACAGGAGAGAAACCAUAUGAAAGCAUGGAGUGUGGUAAGAACUUCAGUCAGAACAGUAACCUUAUGAAACAUAAACAAAUUCACGCAGGAGAGAAACUAAUUGACGCCCGUGAAGGAAGCUCGGCCUGCCUGGCCCGCAAGAUGGACGUGCCGAAGUCAGGCAGAGAGUGGAGAAGAGCUUCAGGCCUUCCUGAAGCUGAGCCCGAGGAAGGUGGAGAGGCCUGGGCCGCCGGAGCCAAGCGGGAGACCCUCCCCGAGGACCCGCCGGACUCAGAGGCCCAGCGCUUCCGCCCCUUUGGCUACCAGGAGUCGGCGGGGCCCCGGGCAGUCUGCACCCGCCUGCAGCAGCUUUGCUAUCGAUGGCUGAAGCCCGAGAAGAGCAGCAAAGCUCAAGUGGUGGACCUGGUGAUCCUGGAGCAGUUCCUGGCCGUGCUGCCCCCGGAGAUGGCGGGCUGGCUGAGGGAGUGCGGAGCGGAGAGCUGCUCCCAGGCGGUGGCCCUGGCCGAAGGCUUCUUGCUGAGCCAGGCCGAGGAAUGGAAGCAGCAGAUGCAGGAGCCUUUAAUGAAGGCAGUUGUGGUAUCUCCCGAAGGAAGAGAAGGUCUUUCUGGUCCCUCUACGCAGCAACCGUUGGGAAGGAUCCCCGAGGAGGAUCCAAGUCAGUUCAUGUUGCCACUCACAGGGAGUGGGAGGCUGCUGAUGGAAAUUGCUGAAGCAUCUCCUCUGUGUGGGGGAACAACAGCUCAGGGUUUGAUAUCCUUUGAGGAGGUGGCUGUGUAUUUCACGGAGGAGGAAUGGAGGCUGCUGGAUCCCAGCCAGAGAGCCUUACACGGGGAAGUCAUGCUGGAGAAUGCUAGGAAUGUGGCCGCUCUGGGUUAUAGACAGGAGCAAAUUAAUUAUAAGGAGCCCGGUGUAGCGCUAUUACAAAUGAUCAAGUCUGAAGACGGAAUGCUUGGAAAUCAAGGGACAUCACAAAGCAGUAAGAAAAGUUGCAUAAUGUAUGGAAGGAAGAGCUCUUCUCCUUUUGGAUAUAAUGAAUUCCUUGACUUCUCAACCCAGCGAGCUCAACAACGAGAAGAUAAAGGAAAAUUUAGUGGAUGUGGUGAAAGAGACAACAAGAAGUUUGGUUUCCGUAAAUAUUGUAUAACCCAGACUGAUGAGGAACAAUGUGAAUAUCAAGAGGAUGGGAAGAAGGUCAAUUAUACCUCUUCUGUUAAUUUACAUUACCAAUCGUAUCUCAAAGACACGCCCUAUACAUUUAUAAAUUGUGAGAAAAGUUUUGAUUUGAGCAGUCAUCCUAUUUCCCAUAACAGUGAAAAACAGUGUGAGUAUGAAGAGAAUUCCAGUAAGAAACAGUUGCUUAUUUCACCCGCAGAAACUCCCCCAAAGGAGAAACCAUAUAAAUGUUUGCAGUGCGGAAAGGCCUUCACACAGAGAUGUAAACUUACCAUACAUGAAAGAAUCCACACAGGGGAAAAGCCGUACGUGUGCCUGGUCUGUGGAAAGACCUUCACUCAGAGAUGUAAAUUAAUCAUACACGAAAGAAUCCAUACAGGGGAGAAACCGUAUAUAUGCCUGGUGUGUGGAAGGAGAUUCAACCAGAGUGGUCACCUUACAAGACAUAAAAGAACCCACACUGGGGAGAAACCAUACACUUGUCUGAAGUGUGGAAGGCAAUUCAGUGAAAGUUCAAGCCUUGUGAUGCACGUAAGAAGCCACACGGGAGAGAAACCAUAUAUAUGUAUGGAAUGCGGAAAGAGCUUCCGUCAAAACAGUGUCUUUGUUUGCCACAGAAGGAUCCACACAGGAGAGAAACCGUACAAAUGCUUGGAGUGUGGAAAAAGCUUCAGUCAGAACAGUAGCCUUUUGAAACAUAAAAGAAUCCAUACAGGGGAAAAACCAUAUCAGUGCCUGGACUGUGGAAAGAGUUUCAGUGUGCGCUCGGAUCUUACCUAUCAUAGAAAAAUGCACACGGGAGAGAAAUCAUUUCAGUGUUCGGAAUGCGGGAAGAGCUUCAAUUGCAGCCGUUACUUUAUUCGUCACAAAAAGAUCCACACAGGAGAAAAACCAUACAAAUGCGUGGAGUGUGGAAAGAGUUUCAGUCAGAACAGUCACCUUGUCAAACAUAAAAGGAUUCACACCGGGGAGAAACCGUAUCAGUGCCUGGAGUGUGGUAAGAGUUUUACUGCAGCCUUACAUCUUACAUAUCACAGAAGAAUGCACACGGGGGAAAAACCAUAUAAGUGUUUGGAAUGUGGAAAGAGUUUCAACUGCAGCAGUUAUUUUAUUUGCCAUAAAAGGAUACACACGGGGGAGAAACCUUACAAGUGUUUGGAAUGUGGAAAGCGGUUCAAUAGAAGCAGUCAUCUCUCUUAUCAUAAAAGGAUGCAUACAGGAGAGAAACCGUAUAAAUGCACAGAGUGUGGAAAAAGCUUUUCGUAUAACAAUGGUCUUAGAUACCAUCAAAGAAUCCAUACUGGGGAGAAACCAUAUACCUGCUUGAAGUGUGGAAAGACGUUCAGUGCCAGUGCAAAUCUGAUGAUGCAUGUAAGAAUCCACACAGGGGAGAAACCAUAUAAAUGUCUGGAGUGCGGAAAGAGCUUCCGUCAGAACAGUGUCUUUAUUUGCCAUAAAAGGAUCCACACGGGGGAGAAGCCGUACAAAUGCACGGAGUGCGGCAAGAAUUUCCGUCAGAACAGCAACCUUAUCAUACAUAAAAUAAUUCACACGGGAGAGAAACCGUACAACUGCACAGAGUGUGGAAAGAGCUUCAGUCACAAAAGUCACCUCACGAGACAUAAAAAAAUCCACACGGGAGAGAAGCCCUGCAAGUGCACAGAUUGUGGAAAGAGUUUUAGUCGAAAUAGUCACCUUACGAAGCAUAAAAGAAUCCACACAAGAGAGAAAUCGUAACUUGGGAGUUUUCAUCACUCAAGUAUUUUCUUCUCACAAAGGGACACAACAAGGAAAGAAACAAUAGAAAUUUGUUGACUGUUCAGUUGCAGCAGUAAGUAGCCUAAUCAGACCUAAAGGAAUUCACAUAUGGGAGAACCAUAAAAACACCUGAAGUUCAUUUCUCAUUAAAAGUCGUAUUGUGGGAAGAAUGCCUGGAAUAAAUGAAAAUUGAUUACCGUAUAUGCCGGCGUAUAAGACGACUUCCGGAAGCGCUAAACUCGGCGCCAAAGACGGGGGUCGUCUUAUACGCCGAGUCAUCUUAUACGCCGGAAAUACUGGUAGUUUCCGACGUAUAAGAUGACGUUCUAGGAAGGCGACUCGGCGAUAAAGACGGGGGUCAUCUUAUACGCCGGGUCGCCUAAUAUGCCGGUAUAUACGGUACCAGGACUGCCUUUUUUUUCCUUAAAAAAACAACAACACAAGAGAAAACAGAUAAAUGUGUGAGUUUGGUUGAGCUACAUGGUCUUAAAUGUGCAGUGUGUAGAAAGACUGUAUCCAUUUGGUAUAAAAAGUACACCUAGGAAUGGAUCAAAGAAACUGUUUUAAUGAGACCCCUUCAGCUUACAUCCCAGAGACCUUCCACUCAGGAGAGAAACUGUAAAUGAGUGGAAUAUCGAAAGGAUAGUGAUGGCUGAACCUGCAAGGUGGCCCUGAUAAAAAGCAACUUCAUUUUGUUACUCAAAAAGGAAUCAUAAUCGUUGCCAAAUAAUAUUUCUGACUGGUUCAUCCCACAUGUUAAGCCGUAUUUCUUUGAAGGUGAUACACGUAAGUGAAGAUGAAGAGUUUUGAUCAUGACCUGUGGGUAUCAUUUUGAUCCCCUGAAGAGAUCUCUGAUUAAAAUCCUGGAUCUGAGCUUUACUUCUUAUAACUUCCUCCAUUUGGUUCUUCUCAACAUUAUUACCAACCAAUAAUUAUGAAAUUUUGUAAUUACUAUUUUUUCUUCUUCCAAACAACCUGCAGUGUUUAAUGUUCCAGAUGGCCCAAGUUAGGCUUCGUUCCUCAAGUAGGCCUCAGUCGGUAACAUUUGUUGAAACAAACAAACAAAAAAAUCCUAAAUAUACAUUCAAAACGUCUAUGAAGAUUCCCAGUCAUCCAGGUCAUAGUUUCCUGAAUUUGGAUUUCCACCAUCCAGUCAGAGCUGAAGAAGCUUCUUGGAUGAGAAGUGAAACGUCUUCAAAGAAAAACAAGAAAGUCCAGUUGCCUCGUGGAAAAGCAUCUUUGGGAUACAUCCAAAACAUUUUCUCUGACAAUAAAGAAAAUGCGAAAAGAGGAGAAAAGAUUGAAAGGACUCUAAAAAGGAAUGCCUGAAGAAGGAGGAAUUAUUGCUAUUUAUUAUGAUUAUUAUAUAUACACCAGAAUGUGAAAUCAUAGCCGCCAGUUCUUUAGCUAGUGAUGGUCUUCAUAUUAUUAUGGUUUGUUGCACAGUCAGCCGUUUGUUUAGACUGGAUUUGGCAUUAUUACUAUAUUUUUAAUCUCCCUUUUUUUUAUAUUUGAACACCCCAAGGUGGCAAAUACAGGUCCUUGACUUACGACCACAAUUGAGCCCAGAAUUUAUAUUGCUAAGUGAGAAAUUCGUUAAGUGAGUUUUGCCCCAUUUUACGACUUUUCUUGCCACAUUUGAUAACUGAA